Limanda limanda (common dab) is the source of this 1623-nucleotide messenger RNA. RefSeq names its product homeodomain-interacting protein kinase 1-like. The transcript is spliced from 9 exons. The record is from RefSeq and is a predicted model, not a curated record. Gene Ontology annotation, molecular function: protein serine/threonine kinase activity; ATP binding; protein tyrosine kinase activity. NCBI's taxonomy places the organism in Eukaryota, Metazoa, Chordata, Actinopteri, Pleuronectiformes, Pleuronectidae. The coding region runs from base 1 to 1623 and encodes 540 amino acids. Gene Ontology annotation, biological process: peptidyl-serine phosphorylation; peptidyl-threonine phosphorylation. Gene Ontology annotation, cellular component: nucleus; cytoplasm.
AUGGCUGCCACGCUAACUGCCCAGGACUACCAGUUGGUUCCAGGAAGCCUGUUGACCUCCAGCUCCUCUUGCUACCAGGUGCAGUCUUUUCUUGGACAGGGCACAUGUGGAAAAGUUGUUAAGUGCAAGAGACUGGACGACAAGACGACUGUGGCCAUCAAAAUGAUUAAACUGAAGGGCUGUUAUGUAAAGGCGGCAAAUAAAGAGGUGGCUGCUCUGAAGAAAUUGAGAUCGUUGGGCACGUUCUACCUUGUCCAGUGGUACCAGUACUUUGUUGACAAAGGACACAUUUGCCUGGAGUUUGAGCACCUGGACAAAAGUCUCUUUGAUUUCAUGAGAGAACGACGUUUCAGACCUCUCCAGCUGAAAGAGAUCAGACCAAUAGUCCAGCAGAUUGCCCAUGCGCUCAACCACCUGAAGGCUGCAGGGAUUGUCCACGCAGACCUCAAGUUGGACAACAUCAUGUUGGUCGACCAGCUACGGGAGCCCUUCAGGGUCAAAGUGAUCGACUUCGGACUGGCGUGUGAGGUGUCAGCUGCCAAGUUGGGUUCCUACAUUCAGACCCGUCCAUACCGAUCCCCAGAGAUCAUGCUGGGGCAUCCCUUCACAGAGGCCAUAGACAUGUGGUCACUAGGCUGCAUUGCUGCUGCGCUGUACCUCGGGACCCAGCUCUACCCUGGAUUGGGUGAAUAUGAAAUGAUCAAACACAUCACAGAGACUCAGGGUCAGCUACCUGACACCAUGCUCAACCAUGGAGGUAAAACUCCACAAUUCUUCACAAGAAACGUCGACUCCACCUCCUCCGUCUGGAAACUCAAGACACCAGAGGAGUACCACAAAGAGAUGGGGAAGCAGCCAAUGGAGAACAGGUGGUGGAAGUUCACCUCCCUGAACGACCUCUUGCUGGCGAUACUUCAGCUUGAUCCCGACAGAAGGAUCACACCCCGUCAGGUGCUGGAGCACAAGUUCAUCAGCCUGCGCCACAUCGCCAGAAUGGAGCAUAAAAGCCACUAUGUCAGGUGCUGUUUUCAAAUGAUGGAAAUCUGUCAGAAGAAAAUCCUGACUCCUGGCAGUGGCACAGCUGUGUGUGGGCCACUGAAGCCGCCUCGGUGCACAGCUACCAACCCCGUCCAGCAGAAUCCUCCAUCUCUUGCUGAGGGGAGAAAAACUGGGCAGCCCCACCGCACCGACCUACAUCCCUGCACCACCAGCACCCAGACGAGAGGAACUGAGGGGUCAAGAAAGAGGAAGAUAGAGCAUGAUGAUAGAAACGGGCCUGCUGAUCACCGCCACAACCACAACACGGGUCCUUCAGGCAGCAGCCGGACCGAGGGUCAGGCUCUGUCGGGACUGAAAAGAAAAGGAGGCGAUCAUGGCGAUGUGCCGCCUCCCAAGAGAAACUCUCCUCCCAGGUCAGAUAGUAACAGAAGGUCCCAGGGAAACUGGGACUACAGUAGGAGCAGGGACUGUGAGAGGAGAAGAGACAGGCAUGACUUUACAGGCAGUUCCACCUGCAGAGAUGAUUCUCGGCACACUCGCCAUCAUCAGUCGGCUCAGAGGACGAGGCCUUAUGAGCACCACCACCACCACAACACAGUUCCUUCAGGCUGCACCUUGACUUAA